AUGUCGAACACAUCAUCUAGCAGUUCAAGUAGCAGCAGCAGCUCUUCUUCGAGCAGAAGCUCUUCAUCGAGCAGAAGCUCAUCUUCGAGCAGUAGCUCGUCUUCAAGCAAAACAUCUUCGAGCAGUAGUUCAUCGGCGAGCUCCAGGGAUGCAUCCGUCGAACGCACUCAAAUUGCGGCUCCGACUCCGGCUUCGGCUCCGAUUUCAAACCGGAAGAAUUCGGAGUCAAUCAGUCAACAGUCGACUGCGUUGGCCAACAAGUCGGAAAAUAUUGAAGCUUCUUUGCCUCAGAUUCCCAGUGGUUACAGGGUAAAUAAAGUGCAGUCUACGAAACCAGCCUUGUCGUGCGAAAGUGCUAAAAGUAGUAGCAGCAGCAGCAGCACUGAAGAAAAUAAACCUCCAGUGCUUAGUGGUAUAUGGGUGAACCCAGAG
Nicrophorus vespilloides is the source of this 432-nucleotide messenger RNA. RefSeq lists its product as uncharacterized. The record is from RefSeq and is a predicted model, not a curated record. The annotation marks the transcript as partial. The transcript has 2 exons. NCBI's taxonomy places the organism in Eukaryota, Metazoa, Arthropoda, Insecta, Coleoptera, Silphidae.